Molecule: messenger RNA, 7926 nt
Organism: Habropoda laboriosa
Lineage: Eukaryota; Metazoa; Arthropoda; Insecta; Hymenoptera; Apidae
Product: telomere-associated protein RIF1-like
Exons: 15
Coding region: 106-7926 (2606 amino acids)
Biological process (GO): telomere maintenance
Cellular component (GO): nucleus
Source: RefSeq, a predicted model, not a curated record
UCUUAUUAUCUCUCCACAAUUUUCGCGCAAAAUCGUCGCACACACGUUUGCGAUGCGAUGAACGAGAUUCUACCAUUCUAAUUUUUUGAGAAAGAGAUUUACAGAAUGGCUUCUAAUAUGCAGUCUUUCCCGCGAAUGCUGAAAAUGCUGCGGGAAAAUAGCAACGUCAAGGAAAAACGUGAAGCUUUAACCUAUAUUCGCAGCAACAGUAAAAAAUUAGAAUCUACAAAAGCUAUUAAAGAAGAACAAUAUAAAGAAUUAUGUAAACUAGUUGUUGAUGCAUUUGCAAAUGGAAACAGUGAUAUACAAAAUGAAGCAUAUGAAACACUAAAUGUGAUUAUUCGGGAAUUCAAAGAUCAUACUUUAAAUUUAUUUGAAGCUCUGUCACGGAUAAGUCAAAAAAAUAGAUUAAAAAUUCUUAAGUUAUUAGAAGUAGUUGAAGACAAUGCUAUAGCAACAUUUGCUUAUGAUGCACAUGCUGUAAAUUUCUUUAAUAAUUGUAUGUGUACAAUACAAACAAAUACAAUGCCAUGGACAGCACCAACUGCAUGUGUAGAUAAUAUUCAAGCAUUAAUAGAUGCUGAAAGUAGACCAUUAUCAGAUGACCAAAGAUUAGAAGAGGAAACAAUUAAUUAUUGCAUAACAUUACUAAGGAGAUUAUACAAAGUGGCUGCAUCAGACAUUAAAGUUCAAGGGUUUAAUGUACUAUUAAUGGAUAAAGUAAUACUAUUAGCAUAUAUGGGUCAUAAAAGGCAACGAGGUCCUGCUUUGAAACUUUUACAACAAGCCCUUGCUGCAAAUAUAUUAUCACAUGUACAUAAUAAAUUAUCAGUUGCAUGGGCUCGAUAUAUAUCAGCAUUACAAUCUAUAUACUGCAAACGUAUGUUACUUUUAGUAACAGCCUGUGAAUUAGAUUGGGCUACACAAUGGAAUGUCAGUAUCCAGUUUCUUGGUGUGGACCUCCAUCGUGGUGCUGGAUUAAUAAAUAAUUUACUGAGUGUUGAAGAAAAGGCAUUUAAGUCUACAGAUACAAUCAUACGCAGACAAGCAUUCCUUUCAUGGAAGUUACUGGUGGACAAUUUUGCUUUAGACCCACAAGAACUUGCUACUGCUAGACGGAUAAAGUUAUUGUGUAUUCCACUGAAUGCCAAAAAUAGUAAAACAGAAUUGAUAGCAUUAACAAAGUUAGAAGUGUGGUGGCAUGUAAUUAUUAAACUUUACAAAGACAUUUCUAAAUUUGUCAAUCCUGUGAUUACACAGUUCUUAGAUUUUUGUUUUGGACCUCUUGGAGAUACACCAUUAUUGUCUUCAAAGUUCGACAUAGUAGCUUCUCCAGGAAAGAGAUUCUUUAAAACAAAAGUUGUUGCUGUAGAUGCUUUAUGUCAACUCCUUGUCAAUAAACAAGAAAAUCAUAGUGUCUUUUCCCCAAUUUUGGAAGAAAGACUUCCACAUUCUAUCUCUAAUGCUGUUUUCCAAGAAUGCUACAAAAGGAUAAUUCAUAGUGUUGGAGAAGCUUUGCUUGUUCUUAGCCAACUUACAGAUGCAGAAAUGAAAAACAGAUAUCAACUUGGUAAAAUAUUGUGGACAAAUUUAAUCAGUUAUGUACAAGAAUCAAAAAUAGAGGAGAAGGAGAUUAUGUGUAAAGAUAUGAUGCUGGUUAUUACAGAAUUAGUAAAUUAUGCUGAAAGUAAACCAAUGAUUCGAAAUUUAAUUCUUGAUAUAAUUUUGUUUGAAAUUGCUGAUCUCAGUAAAAAUUUCAAUUUUCAAGGUGAUAUAUUGUCAGGAUUGGUGUUCAAACUUUUACAAAUUUCAAUUUUAAAUAAAGCUGAAAAGAAACAUUAUAAUGCAUUGAAGAGUCUCUUGUGGCAAUGUAUUAAGUCUCAAAGGGAAAAUGUGUAUUAUACACAUGCAUUUAAUUAUCUGAAGAAAAUACUCGAUAAAUUACAUGCACUAUCAAAUGCAAAAGAUGGAAAUAUAUCUGUUGUCUUUGAAUUGUGGCUUGUCUUAGCAGACAUAUUAACAAAAUAUAUGGAUGAUAUACAAGAAAUUAAUGAAGGAACUACUACAGAACAUAAUUUAAGUACUGUUGAAUCUAUUGUAAUAUUUCCGUUUAUGUAUAUACAUCUAGAGGAUCAAAAGCAGGUUCAAGAAUUAGCAAAGGCUUGGAAAUAUUUAUACCGACAGUUUGAAAUGCGAACCGAUCUUAUAACAACUGUAAAAUCUAAUGAAAUUUUAUUGAAUGUUGCAACCACUAUGCAGCAUUGUUUAACAGAAAAUGAUAAAUCUUCUUACCUUACUAUAUAUUGUUUAGAUAUUUUGUUAGGUACUAUUAACUACAAACUUUUAGUGGCACAUACAGAAGUUCCAUCUAUUAUAUAUCUUCUUGUGGAUCUCAUAAAAUGUUUUUUAUCUAAUAAAAAUGUUAAACAUUGUGAAUCUGCUCUUAAAGCACUGUCAGCAGUAAUUAUUACUAUAUAUGGGCACAAUCCAGAAAAAGUGACACCAUAUCUGCAAGUUUGUAAGCCAGCUAUUGAACUCAUACUCCAUACUGAAAUAGAAGCACUAUACAAAGAAGUAGCAAGUACAUGGGAAAGUCUAAUUACUAUUUUCAAAGGACUCGGUAAAAUAAUAGAUUAUGAUCUUCUUUCCUCUUAUAAAAAAGUAAUUAUCCAAGCUUUAAGUCAUCCAAAUCUUGACAUACAAAUUCAAACAGUAUCACUUUUUGAAUUACAUAAUGUGUUAAGUGGUAGUACUAAAUUAAUAUUAGAAGAAAUAGAAAAAGAAUCAGGGAGAACUAAACUGUUACGUAAAUCCGAUAUGACAAAAAAGAAAAACGAUCAAAUUGUAAAAUUACCAAAUCAAGUAAAAAUAGUUGGUAGCAUAUUAAGAGGAUCUAGUAGUCCAAAAUUUGUAACUAAAGAAAUGGAUAAAAGUGACAAGAGACUAUUAAACGAUUCUGAUUCGCAGGAUUAUGUUUUCAUCAAAACAGAUUUAAAAUUUGAUGUUAAUCGUUUGACAGAACAUCAAAAAGAAUCUUUAAAACGUAGAAGAGAAGAUAUUCCAGCAUUAUAUAAUGAUUUGUCACAGUCUUCUUCUCAAGAUACUCAAAAUUUGCAAGAAUGGUUUGAUAAAAAGAGCAGAAUGUUAGAAGAAACAGAGAAAGGGCAUAAUGAAAAGGAGAAUGUUUCAAUACAAAAUAUAUUAGAUGAUGAUGCAAAUAAAGAAAAUAAAAUUGAAAGAAAGGAAUCAGAAACAUUAAAUAAAUCAAACGUUGAAAGUGAUGCAAAAACAACAGAAAAUGUUGGGCAACAUGUGUCAUUAGAGUCUGUACAAAAAACAAAAGGUAAUACAGACAAUAAUGAAAAUUCAUUAGCAGAAGGUCAAGUAAUAACGACAGAAAAACCUUAUGACAAUGCAGAAGCGAAAACUUCAGCAGAUUUUGUAUCAAAAGAGUCAAAUUCUAAUGCAGAAGAAGAACCAUUAGAAAAUAAAGAUGACCAAAGACUAUCUCCAUCUGUAUUAGAUAGUGGUAAGCGACGUAAUCGUUCUAGUGUUGCUGUAAGAUCUAGUGUUUCACCAAAAUCAGAGGAAACUGUUAGCAAUCAACCAGGACAAUCAAGUGUCAACCAAGUUUUGCAAAGAACUUUAAGAACAAAAGUAAUUCCAUGUAAGUCUGAUAUGAUUAAUAAACAAAAAGCGUUGGAUAAUGUGGAAAAUAAAUCGGUUAAAGAGGAUAAGAGAGGUGUUAAACGUAAAUCAGCUUCGGAUAGCGAAAAUGAAGGAACAGGUAUACGUCAAAGAAGAAAAACUACUUCACUGGAUAUGAAUAACGAUAGUGAUAGCUGUAAAUCUACAGAAAAUUGUAAUACAGCAAUGGAUUUAGAAGGAAUAAUGGAUGAAGGGAAUUUGAGUCAACGUACUAGAAAUGAAAUAUCUCGUUUGCGUAUAAAUAUGGUAUUUGACAGUCCUUUAUCAACUUGUCGCCGUUUGAAGGGUCAGGAGGAUGUUAAUAAAGACACUGUUAAUAAAAAGCAAUCACCUGAAAAUAGAAGUGCUAAAUUAAAAGUUGCAGUUUCAGCAGUAGGUGAUAUAGUAAAAAAACUUCCAAAACUUAAUGACAAGGAGUUAAAUAGCCUUUCAAAAAACAGAGGCAGACCGCCAAGAAUGAAAAAAGUAGAAAAAAAUAUUGAAGCUAGUAAACCUGGAGAUACCAAUAAGACUUUGCAGAAUAGAAAGGAUGAAUUAGAAGAAGAAAAUAAAAAUGAAGAAAGUGUACAGGCAGAAGUUGUUUCAAAAAGUAUAUCAGAUGAUAAAUACGAUUUACUUGAUACUGACGAAUAUACUACAAUUAACGUUGAAACGGUUAAUGAUGAUGAACCAAAUAGUGAAACACAAAGCACAAGUAUUAAUCAAAACGUCAAAUAUGUUGAAGAAGAAAGUCAGACUGAGGAAGAUAUGGAAGAUAUAAUAGAAAAUUCACAAGAAUUGUCUAAAUUAGAAAAACAAUGUAAUGAGAAGCAGUGCUUUAUUAAAAUUAAUAAAAUUGAAAAAAUUCUUCCUUCAAUGAAAUGCCCAGAUAUUACAAUUGAGGAUGAAGAAGUAGCGAAAAUUGUUUCAAAUAAUUGUGAUAAUGACAAUAACGAAGUUCCUAAGGAUAAUGUUAAGGAAUUUGUGGAAACCAAUGAAGUCAAUCUAAAUGUACCAAAGAUUUCGACUCCUAUUAUUGAAAACAAUUCAUAUGAUAGUGAAAAAGAUAUUAUAUUUGAAGGGCAGAAAGGAAACGAAGGAUCUUCGCUUAAAUCAUUAUUCGAAUUUUCGUCACCUAAAGGUAGUAUGAAACGUCAUAUAAAAUUCAAAACCUAUUCACCAAAAGGACGUGCGGCUCAUAUGUUAGGAUUAGUAACAAAGCAAGCAAUGAUGGAAGCAGAAUGUUAUGUUAUUAAUAUAGACGAUGAACCUGCUAUUAAAAAAGCAAAAUCCAAAGACACAGAUAAUGAUGCAUUGCUUGCAAAAAAAGAACAAGGGUCUACGUCGAAAGAAACCGAUAAAGUAACAGCAACAUGUAGUGGUAGACAAGAGAAAAUCUUUAGUAAUAUGAGAUCAGUAGAUUAUUGUUCUUCACCUCCGAUAAAAUUAUUUUCAAAUUUGAAAAACGACGGAGAAAAAGUUUUCUCAAAAAUAGACAAAUCAGUGGAUUGUGUAUUCUUACAAACUGAUGCCCAAACUGACAAAGUGGGUGUAGAAUCUCUACUUGAAACAGAGGAAUUGCCAAUAUUAGGAUGGUCAAGCGCAAAUCCUCCUUCAUUAACUGCAUCCCCAAGUGCAAGUAUAUUAAAACGUCAACGUCAAUCUAUUCCAGAACCUGAUCCAGAAUCUACAACUCCCAAUAAGAGAAAAAGAGUAAGCUUUGCAGAUCCUCCAGUUUCUAAGGAAAUGGGAUAUGAAAUUACGUCUAUGGACUCUCCACAUAAAGCUAAUAAAUUUACUUCACGUGGAUUACUAAUUCGUAAAGAUUCGCCAUUAAGAUUGAAACAAAUUAGACAGAAAUUGUUGUCUAUUGACUCAGAUAAGAUGGAAAAAGAAGAAGUAGAUAUAACAAGUGCAUCUGAAGUUGAUUUGCAAUGUGAAAGAGAAAAUGAAUUAUUAACAAAAAUAGCUGAAGAAUUAGAGUACUCAGAGAAUGCUACAACAAACACAGAAGUACAAACAUCAUGUAAUUUUGUAGAAGAAGAGUCAACAAAUACAGUUACUGUAGGAGUUAAUACAGAUAACCAAAUUGAAAUAGAUAAUUUAGGUGCUGAGUUUGAAAUUACCCAAGAUUCAGCGUUUUCUAAGCAGGUGGAAUUAAUAUCUGGCAAUAAAAUAGAUCAAAAUGAAAGAAAUGAAAUCUUAGAAACGUCAAAAUGUUCUAAUGCUAGUUUAAAAAGUACUAAAAUUGAUGAUAUGGUAACACAAGAAGAUAUAUUUACUGGAGUAGAUGAGAAACAUAAUGAUUAUGUUAAAGUUACAGAAGCUACUUCUGAUGCUGAUACAAGUAAUGUACAAAACACAUCUAUUGCAAGUACUUCACUAGAUUCUCUCCAAUUCAAUAUUACAAAUGAUUCUAUAAUAGAACAUUCAUCAAAGAAACAUGUAAAUUCUGAAACAUUGGAGGAUACAGUAGAUGCUGCAAACCUUACUGAUUUGAAUUCUUCUGCAAAUUCAGAAGAAAUUUUCUGUGGAAAAUUAAUAAGAAGUAGUACAAAAGCAGCAGAGAGUGUGCAGGAACAAGAUACACUACCAGUUACAGAUUCCGUUUUUGGAAGUUUGCCUUUAAGUCAAGAUAGUCAAAUUACAAGUGAUUUUAAUGUGGAAAUGUCACAUCCAGAAUUAUUGGAUUCUUUGUAUCCCAUAUAUCCUACAUUAAUAUUGUGCGAAGAACCUAUAUCAUCUAUUAUUGAACAAUUAACUAAUCCUCUUUGGGUACAACAUUUAUCUAAAUAUUUUACAGAUAGAAAUGUUCGUACCAUUAGUGAUCUUGCACGAUUAUCUGAGCGUGAAAUAAAUAGAAUUCCAGUAAAGGGUAAUUCGAAAAUUGAAUUUGUAAAAAGUGUUUUAAGAUCCUUUGAGAAAACAUAUGCUGCAAAAGAAAUGAGUAAUGUCAAAGAAUUUUUAGAUGAAGUUUUAAAUCACAAAAUAGGUUGUUCUAUAAAUACUAAUGUACCUGCUUCUAUGCUGCUAAGUGAACCGAGUUCUAGUACAGUUUUUGUCAAUGUCCCUACAGCCGACAGGAAUAAUGAGACGUCUACGACAGCGAUAGAAUCCAAUAUAAACGUCUCUAACAUUUAUCCACGAAUACAAUACGAAUCUGCUACACAAACAACUAUUUUGCCUGAUUUUACUCCAGUCUUGAUGUCCUCAAAUGUGGCUCUUAUACAAACUGUAAAUGUACCAAUAUUGACUACGGCAAACUGUACACUAGAAACUAUUACCGGAAAUACAAAUUCUUGUACUACAAGUGCAACUGGAAUAAUGCCAAUAAGAAAAAGUGUUGGAACUUGUACUAGUAGUGAUUCUAUUUAUCUGUCAAAAACAAUAGUGAAUAAAGCGACAAAAUCUGUCGCAGCACAAAUGGCUUUAGAAGAUCUGUUGGAUGAAAUAGAUGUUAACUUGGUGUUAGAAAGUGCAGCUAGAAGAUGUACUCCCGACAAACUUCUUAUACAGUAUAAGAACAAAAUGAGACAUGUACCACAAGUGGAACUAGAAAGUGAAACCAUAAGAAUGCUUGGUGUUGAAAACAGAAACAAUUGCAGUGAACAGACACUGAAGGCAGCCUGUCGUGCUUGUGGAGCGAAUAAAGUUUUACUUCGACUACCCGAUAUUUUCUGCGCUGAUAAACAGUUUUUUGUGAAAGUAUUGAAUGCCUACAGGAAAAAGAUAAGGACCAGUGAUUGCAUGAAUAUCCUCGACUUUAACGAAGUUAAGGAUGCUGUUUAUCAAAAAUGCACAUCUUCAGAAUUGGCUGAAAUGUUAUCCAAGAAAUUAAAAGAAGAAGAACAACAGGGAAUAAGAACGCCUAUGACAGAAUUGUCUAGCUUGGACGCUAUGUUGAAAAGAAUGCCAGUGGACGUAAUCAUUAGCCAUACAGUGGCAAAUGAUGAAUUAAUACCAUCGCCGGUCGUUUUAGAUAUAGCUUUGCAAAACAAUAGCCCCAGUAACAUUGCACAGGCUUUGGAAUCUCAAUCUUCUCCUGUUACAAAGAAUGUUUUUGAUAAACUUUGGUCUUCCCAAUUUGCAGUUGAGCACAUUGACCAAUAUAACAUAUCCAAGGAAGAUUUAUUGAAGAUCUUUAAAGCAGUUUGUUCGAAGAUUAAUACACAAGAUCUUUUGCAAGCGUUCUACGAAUCCAUGCACCUUAAAUUAAUGGUAAAGCAAGAGAAAGACUAA